Messenger RNA from Lethenteron reissneri (Far Eastern brook lamprey), 1136 nucleotides. RefSeq lists its product as uncharacterized. The record is from RefSeq and is a predicted model, not a curated record. Lineage: Eukaryota; Metazoa; Chordata; Hyperoartia; Petromyzontiformes; Petromyzontidae.
UUCAAACCAAUAAGAGACCAAAAGACAGACCAGUAGGAUCUCAAACACUACCGGCAGCACCAAUUUCCUCAGCCAUCUACACGAAACCAGAGGCGCACAGCUCAAUUGUGGUGAUUUUCCCCUCAGGUUAUUUGCCAAAUAACCCGAUAAUGGUGGAAAAUGAUAUAAGAAAAAAACAGCAUCUACACAAUAAAGCAAGUGCCUCCAUAAGGCAGGGAGACACGAGGCGCUCCAGCAUCCCUCCCCAUGCUGGAACUCUGGGCUCACGAAUACCUGAGCCCGCAACAAGAGUCCAGAUAUCAAAUGUUGUUUUGGUGAACCCUCAUGAAGCUGCGCUCCAGAUGGUGAGGGCACGGUGUGGGAACACUGUCCGUGAAGGUCCUAGAGCAUUUAUGAGUUGUGUAAAGGAUAGUGGGAUGUUGGAUGGUGGCAGCAGUGGGAGGCAGUUAAGGGUGGAGACGAAGCGGGAGGCAAACGACCCUGGAAAUAAGUCCUUCCCUCUGGGCAACCCAAUGAAUGCAUCUCAAUCGGCAAACAAGCAAAGGGACACCCUUGGACAGAGUAAAAUUGGCAAUAUGGUGAAUGAAUUACAAGGAAAACUUCUUGCAGGGAUGAUGACGCAGCUAGGGACGGAGAGACCGCCGCAGUCAUCCUUCAUCCAAGAAGGUGGAUCAGCAUCUUUAAGAUUACCAUUGUCAACGACUGUGGAAAACAAAUCACAGCUCAACAUGACAGUGGUGGCAGUGCAGGUGGCAAAGCUCUACCUGGAACUGGGCGGCUAUCUGAACAAAGGCGCAAAGGCACGGCUGGCCGUGGAGGACUGUUCAGUGGCUGUGUAUGAAAGCCUGCGGGAGUUUGUGGAGUGUGUGGAGAAGGCCCAAGCCUAUGAGGUCGGAGGUCCGAUUGAGAGCAUUCUGCCACAAAGCAGCCAUCGAGACCAGGGUUUGGUGGUUGUGGCCAGCAGGGCGCAAGAAAGAGAUAAACAUGCAGACGAAAAGGACAUGGCAGAGGGAGAGAUUUGGCUUCCCUAAGUUUCUCCAUCCACGUGUCCCACACCAAACACUCCAUAUACCACAGCCAACUUAGACACAAAAGAUUUAUACUUAUACAUACCUAUUAUACACAUUUGUAUAUAC